GCUUCUGCUGCCUCAAGGCAUCGACGAGUCUGAAACUUCAGAAUUUAUGGCUGAAUGCGACCGCUGUCACGCUUGGCAACAUGGCAGCUGCAUGGGCUUCGACUCCCCUGAUUCCAUGCCACAAGACUAUUUUUGCGAAAAGUGCAGACCAGAUCUCUAUCCUGAACUGCUGAAAAAGCACGGCAAGCGUCCCCGCGGAAAUUCGAUCGUUUCUCACGUCAACCAGUCGCGCAGCUCGCGAUCCCACUCACCAACGUACCUCAUAAAACAACCCCCUAAGCGACGAAAUACCAUGAACAGCAGGGACGCCGCAUACGAACAAGAGAUGCAAGCCCUCAUUGAGGCGACGGCGGCAGAAGCGGCAGCAGUUGAGGCAUCAAGGGAUGUAUCAAGUCGGGAACCACUCGUGACAUCGCCGGCCGCGAUCAACGGAUUGGACGCGAAGCCAGGCGACACCGUACCAGAACCUGAGCCAGAGAUUGUCAGCGCACGGCGGAAGAGGAAGAGAACAGAUGAUGACAGCAAUCCAACGAAACGCGCCCGGUCCGCGUCCAUAGUAUCAGACCGGACACAUGUUACGAACCCUCAUCCCGAAGCAUCCCCGGUGACGACCACGAAACCUUCACUGCCUCCGCCAUCGACUGGAGGCACGUCAAAUUCGUCUGUAUCAAGGCCUGCAGCAUCGAGGCAGAGACGCGGCGGGGCGCGUAAAGCCCAAAUACAAGACAGCAUGUCCGUCGAUGGAGACGAAGCGACAAGCACGAGUCGGCGACAAGGCAAGAAAGCCGCAGAGCAUGGCACACGUCGCACCCAAGCGAACGGCCUGAACGGCCACGCGCAAGCAACAUACCAGUCCAACACCGCCGCCUCGCGCGCAUAUCACAAUUCCCACGCGUACGCCGUCUCCCAACAACCGCUCUUUACCUCUUGGAACCUCCCAGACUACUUGGCACACCUCGAACCCAUGUUGCCCACUGAAGUACCGCGACCACUCGAAGUCCGCGGUUUUGGGUCGCUCACAAACGGCGUCGAUGUUGGGGACCGCACGACGACCGAGCGAGGUGUCAAAGUCAAGUGGCCCGGCAAGCGAAUGAGCGUCGUUGACAUGAACAAACGUGUCCGCGCGCUAGUAGAGUGGGUGGGACGGGAGCAGGCAAAUGCAGCAGAACGCAGCAGGCGGAGGGAGGCGGUGGAAAAGGCACUCAAGGAGGCCCGUACCCGGCAAGAGGCGCUCCGCUCCAUCGAACCGGGCUCCGGCAAAGACAGCAACGCGACGUCCCCUGAUGCUGAACCUAUUGCAGGACCCGUAGACCUACCACUAGACAUCGCCGAGUCGAAAGCCAUGUCAAGCCUGAUCCUCGAGUGCCUCGGGCCAGAGUCUGGGUUGGAGACGAUGAAGCAGAUGGAGGAGCUCAUGGAGGAGCUGAUCAACUUUCAAGAGCGAUUUGGGCCAGGUGUGAAGGUGAAGGACAGAGAGCGGAGGACAGUGGCUUCAUGACCCAGGGUACACUUCGCAGACUUUUCUCCCUAUCUUGCUUGGUCUUCUCUCUCUGUUGUAUUCAUUGGCUAUUGGGGAUUUUAUGCUCUCGUGUCGUUCAGGCAGUAUCGUCAUUAUGCUUAAUGCGGCUUUACUCAUAUCAUUGUAUCCCAUUAUAUCUCACUUUACUCUCUUUCGUACAGACUUUCUAUGGAGCCCUGUAGUGCUAAGUACUCGACACAGAAUAGGCAUCGCGGAGGCGGGAUCUGUACGUAAGACGUAUGUCAUGAGGAGACGACAUCUGUGGGUUUCCUUUUUCGUCCUUAGAAGGCGAGUCACCAUAUGCAGGUCUCUUGCUCCGUUUCUCGUCUGCCCAGGGCUGGUCUGUCUUCUUUACCUCGGCCAUGUCUGUUUCUGCAACGCUAGAAUACUCGUCCCACGCUCCUGAGCCUAUCUCGUACCCGCGACUGGCCAAACACUUCCUUCUCCCCGAUGGCACUCCGGACUACCUGAGGCUUAUUUUAAACUCAAAAGUGUACGACUUUGUCAAGGAGACCCCACUCAUUCGCUGCGAAAAUCUCAGCGCACGGUUCGGGAACGAGAUCUGGCUGAAACGCGAGGACCUGCAGGAUGUCUUCAGCUUCAAGAUCCGCGGGGCGUACAACUUCAUGGCCAACAUUCCCAAGGACGAGCGGUGGAAGGGCGUCGUGACCUGCAGUGCCGGCAACCAUGCGCAGGGCGUCGCGCUCUCGGGCCAGAAGCUCGGCAUCCCGUGCACGAUCGUCAUGCCCAAGGCCACGCCCACGAUCAAGGUCCGAAACGUGUCCCGCCUCGGCGCCAAGGUCGUCCUACACGGCAGCGACUUCGACGAGGCCAAAACCGAGUGUGCGCGCCUCGCGGAGGCGCACGGCCUCACCUUCGUCCCACCGUACGAUGACCCGCUCGUCAUCGCCGGCCAGGGCACCUGCGGCAUGGAGAUCCUCAAGCAGAUCCCGGACGCGGAGGACCUAGAUGGCAUAUUCGCCGCCAUUGGCGGAGGCGGGCUCGUCUCCGGCAUUGCAGCAUACGUGAAGCGCAUUGGCAACCCGAAGACGAAGGUUGUCGGUGUCGAGACAUUUGAUGGAGACGCCAUGGAGAGGAGCUUGCAGAAGGGAGACAGAGUUACACUGGGGGAGGUCGGACCUUUCAGCGACGGUACUGCGGUAAAAAUCGUUGGCGCAGAACCCUUUCGAAUGUGCAAACAGCUGCUAGACGGGGUAGUGAAGGCCGACACGGACGAGAUCUGUGCUGCUAUCAAAGAUAUCUUCGAGGAGACGAGAUCCAUCACUGAACCAGCAGGUGCACUCGCUGUGGCAGGCUUGAAAAAAUACAUCACACAAAACUACCUGGUUGGCGCAAAUAAGCGGUUCGUCGCCGUCGUCAGCGGCGCCAACAUGAACUUCGACCGCCUGCGCUUCGUUGCUGAGCGUGCUGAGCUCGGUGAGGGCCGCGAGGCUCUCCUCAGCGUCGAGAUCCCCGAAAAGCCAGGUAGCUUCUUCGCGCUUCACAGCACGAUUCAUCCCCGCGCGACGACCGAGUUCAUCUACCGCUACAAUGAUGCGACGCUCGCGCAGAUAUACAUAUCGUUCACGCUCGAGAGUACCCAGCGCGAGAAGGAGGUCGCGGAGGUGCUUACGCAGCUCGAGAAGAAGGGCAUGAGAGGGUUCGAUAUCAGUGACGAUGAGCUUGCCAAGAGCCAUGCGCGAUAUAUGGUCGGCGGGGCCAGUAACGUUCCGAACGAGAGGUUGUUCCGAUUCGAAUUCCCCGAAAGGCCUGGUGCCCUGCGACGCUUUUUGGAGGGCAUACAUGCAGACUUGGGCUGGAGCAUCUCACUGUUCCACUACCGAAACCAUGGUGCGGACAUUGGAAAGGUACUCGCAGGCAUUCAAGUACCUCCGGGUGACGCCACCGACUUUGAUAAAUUUCUCCAGAACCUCGGAUACCCAUACGUAGAAGAGACGAAUAACCCAGUGUACAAGAGAUAUCUUAGAGGAUGACUGUAUACAUGUUCCACGGUGUAUCAUAAUGCUAGGGUUGAUGAAUGGAAUGCGCGAUGGGCUGAUCAUAACUGCCGGAAGUUGCUAGGCCAACCUGACCGCUAUUACUAACUACUCUAUACAAUGCUAUCUCUCGCAACAUCGAGAACUCGCGGCAUUAAACAUGGUGAGAAGAGAACCGAAGAGAAGUGCAGCAGGAUCGAGCGAAGACGGAAGCGGCCGCCCGUCAGACGUCCGCGAGGAUGCCGACGACGAUCUGCUUCACCGUCCUCCUCUCCGGCGCGGCAAGCUCGGGCGCCGGCUGGUCGCGCACGGCGGGGUGCAUGAUGCUCCCGAGGAUCUCGUCGUCGGGGCCCGCGCGCACGCGCAGCCGGUGCGAGACCGCGCGCGGGAAGACUCGCCCGACGUCGAUCUCGCUCACGUCCCACACCUCGGGCGCCGCCGGCAGCGGCGCCAUGAGGCUGCUCGGCGCGAAGCUGUCGCGGCUCGCGAACGCCGCCGUGCGCGGCGCGUGCGGCGGCCCGUCGUGUGCAUGACCGGGGGAGGCGUGGUCAGCCCUGGCCCCUAGCGUGGGCGUCGGCGUCGGGCCCCUCGACGCGCACCUCGACGCUGCGCACGCUCCCCGCCUUGCGGCGGCCCGCGCGGAUCUCGGCGCCGAGCCACGCGUCCUCGCCGUCGCCGUCGCCGCCGCCGUCGUCCCACGCGUGCACGUUUGCGUCGGUCGUGCGGAGCUCGUCAUCGUCGUCGUCCUCGCUGGACGCGGUGUCGCGCGGCGCGGCGGCGGCGACGCUCGCGACGAGCUCUGCGCCGAGGCUGCACCCGCAGAGCACGCGGUACGCGCGCACGAGCGCCGUGGCGUCGCGGUGCGCGCGCAGCGUGAGCAGCCCGCCGUCGAGCAGCGGGUGGUGCCGCGCGGCGGAGAAGAGGUCGGCGAGGUAGAUGUUGAGGGAGGGGUGGAUGAAGGUGUACGCCUCGGCGCAGUCGGGCGAGGAGGAGGACGGAAUGGGGAGCGCGGGUGGCAGAGGCUUCGUGAGUGCGCGGAGCCGUUGCAGGUCUUCGGAGGUGAUGACGUGGUUUGCGGAGGGUGUUAGCUGGGAGGGGGAGCCAAGAGGCAGGGGCCGCAAGCGGGGGGACGGAGACGACGGAGACGCAUCGUGCGGGAACAAAGAAGAUAUCUGCAUGCGUGGGGAUAUUGAGUUGAACGAGGCCGAGAGCGGCGUGUUGACAGAGGAACGGUAAGUCGUGUAGGCCUGGCGAACAGCAGGCGAGACAAUGACAUCUGCACUCAUAGCGAAGCGGUCGAGCUAUUUUGGAAUCAGCUUGGAAAACGGGGACAUUCCGAGGCCAACAUACCAGGGUCUCCAAGAUUGCAGGCCGUUCGUGUGGGUCCAACGGGCACACGUAAACCAUGAUGAAGUCGGCGGGAAGGUCGAGGAUCCCUUCGGAGGGAACAUUGACGAACGGCCCCGGGAUAACAUCGGUGUCGAGGGACACCUUCCGAUACUGCAGCGCUCUGAGAAGGAGCCUCUGCGCGGGUAUUUCGACGUGCUCCAGGCCGGAGACGACGACAGCCUUGGGCAGGCACGCGACCGGACGCGGAUGCGAGCCCGCCUGAUGAUGCUCAAUGGGUAUCUGCUGCACAUCAGUGCUCCGGCGCAUGCCCGUCGGAUCCGUCUGCAUGCG
Phanerochaete carnosa HHB-10118-sp is the source of this 5196-nucleotide messenger RNA. RefSeq lists its product as uncharacterized. The record is from RefSeq and is a predicted model, not a curated record. Gene Ontology annotation, molecular function: threonine deaminase activity; pyridoxal phosphate binding. NCBI's taxonomy places the organism in Eukaryota, Fungi, Basidiomycota, Agaricomycetes, Polyporales, Phanerochaetaceae. Gene Ontology annotation, biological process: L-threonine catabolic process. The transcript has 9 exons. Bases 1882 to 3513 code for a protein of 543 amino acids.